Molecule: messenger RNA, 1981 nt
Organism: Manihot esculenta (cassava)
Lineage: Eukaryota; Viridiplantae; Streptophyta; Magnoliopsida; Malpighiales; Euphorbiaceae
Product: probable xyloglucan galactosyltransferase GT14
Exons: 1
Coding region: 287-1852 (521 amino acids)
Molecular function (GO): glycosyltransferase activity
Source: RefSeq, a predicted model, not a curated record
UUGGUUCGUUCUCUUAUUGACAAAACCCUGAAUUUUGUAGUGGGAAGGGUUAAUUUGUUUGUCUUCAGUCGGCUAAAAAAAAUGGAACCGAAAUUUGCUCCCGCAAUCAAAGCAAGGCACGAAUCCAAACAAAAAGGUCUAGUAAUCCAUUCCAAGAUCCAAAGUAUGGAACCAGGCUUAGCUUUAAUUCUUCAUCUUCCUUUCACAAUUACCAGCCAAAAUAGUGCCAGUUUGAUCCAAGAAAACUAUUAUUUCUGCUUCUUUUUGGGAAGAUUAUCAAGAGAAGAUGGAGAAUCCAAUCACCAGAAAUUGCUGCAACACUCAACUAUGGUUGGUCAUUCUUGUCUCCUUCAUUUUCUGUUUUGUUUUGUUUGGCUUUGAUUAUUCAGCUCUAAUUGGAACCCAAGAAAGGGUCACUGUUUUAAUUACUGAUUAUGAAAAUUCAAUCUCUACCCACAAAUCAAAAUCCCUCCACCUCCCUGAAAAUCUCAACCAAACCUCCAUUGGACCCGUUAAAGCUGACUAUCUUAGAGAGGACAAUGUGCUACCAAAACCUGUUAAAGAUUCUUGUUUGGGUCGAUACGUUUAUAUUCAUCAUCUUCCUAGCCGAUUCAACCGAGAUUUGCUUGAAAAUUGUGAGUCUAUCACCCCAGGAGCUGAGCAUAACAUGUGUUCUUAUUUGGUUAACUCUGCUUUGGGUCAUGAAGUAGAAAAUUCGCAAGGAAUUUUAUUAAACAAGAGUUGGUAUUCUACUAAUCAAUUCUUGUUGGAAGUCAUUUUCCACUUUAGGAUGAAGAAAUACAAGUGCUUAACCAAUGAUUCUUUCCUUGCCUCUGCUAUUUAUGUGCCAUUUUAUGCUGGUCUUGAUGUUAGCAGAUAUCUUUGGGGUUUUAAAAUAUCAGUGAGAGAUCAAUCUGCUUCUGAUCUUGUCAAGUGGCUUGUAGAAAAACCUGAGUGGAAGAAAAUGUUGGGCAGAGACCAUUUCUUGGUUGCAGGGAGAAUUGCUUGGGAUUUUAGAAGGCAAACUGAUAAUGAGUCUGAUUGGGGUAGCAAGUUUAGGUUCUUGCCAGAAUCUAAUAACAUGUCAAUGUUGGCAAUAGAGUCAAGUUCAUGGAACAAUGAUUAUGCUAUACCAUAUCCAACUUGUUUUCAUCCCUCAAGAGACAGUGAAGUGUUUCAAUGGCAAGAUAAGGUGAGAAGACAAACAAGGCCAUACUUAUUUUCUUUUGCUGGUGCUCCAAGGCCUGAUCUUCAAGAUUCUAUCAGAGGCAAGAUUAUUGAAGAAUGCCUAGCUUCAAAAAACUUGUGCAAGUUAUUAGAGUGUGAUUAUGGUGUCAAUGGUGCAAUUAGUUGUGAUAACCCAGUGAAUGUGAUGAGGCUGUUUCAGAAUUCAGUUUUUUGCUUGCAGCCUACAGGGGAUUCAUACACAAGGAGAUCCAUAUUUGAUUCUAUAUUAGCAGGGUGCAUUCCUGUUUUCUUUCAUCCAGGUACAGCCUAUGCCCAAUAUAAGUGGCAUUUACCAAAGAAUUAUAGUAAAUAUUCUGUGUAUAUGCCUGUGAGAGAUGUUAAAGAUUGGAAAGCUGGCAUAAACCAGACAUUGCUUAGAAUACCAGAAAAUAGGGUAUUGGCUAUGAGAGAGGAGGUUAUAAAACUCAUUCCAAGGAUUGUAUAUGCAGACCCCAGGUCUAGAAUGGAAACCAUUGAAGAUGCAUUUGAUUUAGCAGUCAAGGGAAUUCUUGAGAGAAUAGAGAGAGUUAGGAAGGUAACAAGAGAGGGAAAGGAUCCUAGUAAUGGUUUUGCAGAGGGGGAUGAUUACAAAUAUACUUUUUCUGGGUAUGUUGGAGAAACUUGAAUAGAAUUUAAUUCAUUAUUGCAUAGGACUUUAUUAGUGAAUGUUCGUUUUCCAGAAUAUUUUAGCAAACAACUGAUGUAAUCAUAUAUGCUUAUUGCUGUUAGUUGCGGCUGCUGCUGUUGCUUUUGC